GAAAGCAGGGACACUGGAACAAUUUAGUGUGCGUGAUCUUUACUCCACAUCUAUAUAGAGGCGACUUUCAUUGGAGAUAAGGACUGUGCUAAGGCGGUGCGUCUGCCACCAACACAGGAACUUUAGUUGUGAAUCUGGAUACUUUUUGCUCAUUGAUCUGGUUACUGGAGAAUUUCCCGAUAUCGCCUUUAAAAAACAUCGCUGCCCGAUACAUUCCUCUUUACACCCGAUUCAAGCCUACCAGAUGUGUAUCACCGCGAUCCAUAUAGAGUGAUCCAGGAACGGGGAUUUGUACAAUACAUCACUGGCGGGAUAGCAAGCUGCGGGAGAGAAUGCCGCAGACACCAACUCUUGUAGCCAUGUUUGACAGCAGCAGUUUUAACCGGAACUUGUAUCAAAGUAAAGAAGAAGAGAGCUGUUCUGGGCUGUUUUACCAAGAUAACAACCUGCUCUCUGGAUCUCUGGAAGCACUCAUCCAACACCUUGUGCCCAGCGUUGAUUACUAUCCGGAUAGAACAUACAUCUUCACAUUUUUGCUCAGCUCUCGUCUAUUCAUUCACCCCUUUGAAUUAAUGGCUAAAGUCUGCCAUGUAUGUUUGGAGCAGCAGAGACAAAACGAGCCUGGAACUGAUAAGAACCAAUUGCGCAAAAUUGCCCCUAAAAUUCUUCAGCUCUUAGCGGAAUGGACAGAGACCUUCCCAUAUGACUUUCGGGAUGAGCGAAUGAUGAGAAAUCUAAAGGACACCGCUCACAGGAUAACCAAUGGUGAUGAGAUGUACCGGAAAAACGUGCAACAAAUAAUCCAGAAUCUUAUUCGCAAGUUGGCAGCACUGAGUCAGUAUGAGGAACUCAUUGCAAAAAUCAAUGCGCAGUCCACUGAUCGCAUGACCGUCCUGAAGACCAAGCCACAGUCCAUACAAAGGGACAUCAUUACUAUAUGCAGUGAUCCCUACACAUUAGCCCAGCAGCUCACCCACAUAGAGCUGGAGAGACUAAGUUACAUUGGACCAGAAGAGUUUGUUCAAGCUUUUGUUCAAAAGGAUCCAUUGGACAAUGAUCAGAGUUGUUAUGGUGACAGAAAGAAGACGCGAAACUUGGAAGCCUAUGUGGAAUGGUUCAACCGUCUUAGUUACUUGGUUGCCACAGAAAUCUGCAUGCCUGUGAAGAAGAAACACAGAGCUCGGAUGAUAGAGUUCUUCAUUGACGUAGCACGAGAAUGCUUCAAUAUUGGAAAUUUUAACUCUCUAAUGGCGAUUAUCUCCGGCAUGAAUAUGAGCCCUGUAUCCCGUCUAAAGAAAACUUGGGCUAAAGUCAAGACAGCCAAGUUUGAUAUUCUUGAGCAUCAGAUGGAUCCUUCCAGCAAUUUUUACAACUAUAGAACAGCUCUGAGAGGGGCAGCCCAGAGGUCACUAACGGCUCACAGCAACAGAGAAAAGAUUGUCAUCCCUUUCUGCAGUCUUUUAAUCAAAGAUAUCUAUUUCUUGAAUGAGGGCUGUACCAAUCGUCUUCCAAAUGGUCAUGUCAAUUUUGAGAAAUUCUGGGAGCUUGCAAGGCAAGUAAGUGAGUUCAUGGCAUGGAGGCAGGUCGAGUGCCCCUUUGAAAAAGACCGAAAAAUUCUCCAUUAUGUAUUGACAGUCCCGAUCUUCAGUGAGGAUGCACUUUACUUGGCUUCCUAUGAAAGCGAGGGUCCUGAGAACCACAUAGAAAAGGACAGAUGGAAGACUCUGAGGUCAGCUCUUUUGGGCAGAGUCUAACACGUGAAGUGCCUGUCAUGACAUGGCCAUAAUUUAUGGACACUUUUUGCACCAAGUAGGAUUUGAGCGAUGGAAGCAAAGCAAGCAGCUGAGAGUCUCUCGAUCACAGCAUUGGUGAAUCAAGACGGAUUGAAAACAGAGAGAGAUGAUUAGUUUAUUUCCAGGAACUGAACCAUGAAGUCUUCUUAGGACAACAAUGAUGGAAUGUUUCACAGUCACCCUUAUGCUGAGUUUCUUUUUCUCAAUAACGUUAAGUUAGUUUUAUUACUGGAUUUUGCAUCCUGUGUAUCCGUCUGCACCUAAGCUGAUGCUCCUGCCCUGUAGUAAAACAUAAAGAAAUGCCACGUACAGAACAGUAGACACAAUCAUUUUUUUCGGAUGGAUGUGAAUAUAAAAGUUGGGUUAACCACUCGCUGGCGGUGGCUCCUAACCCAUAAAUACUGAUUGGAUUGUUUCAGUUCUUAAAGCUCAUGUUUGCUGCUGGAUAGUAAACAAAACGAACGCUAUGACUUACUGAAAAGGUAAUAUUAUUUAUGGCUAAUACACAAGAGGCGUCUUCCCAGUGGUACAGAAUCACAGUUAGCCUUGUGAACCCUCGCUGCAACAGAACCCAGCAACUGUGUCAUUGGACUGUUCUCUAACAGACACAUCUGUUCUAAGCUGUUUACAAGAAAUGUUUAUUUGUUGUUGUUUACUCUCCCUAUCCCUAACAUUUUGCUGUUUCUUGUGAUAUAUAUUGUAUUUUUUUCUUAUUUAUUAAUGCAUUAUCUGACCAGAUUAGCGUGGUACAGAACAAACUGUGCAUUGAGGGCAUUAAUAAUAGAUGUUCUAUAUUUGUGUAACACUUUAUUGGAUUUUUCUUUGUUUGUUUGUUCUUGCGAAUACUGCGCCCAUAAACAUCAGUUCCGAGAGUCCUUUUUUUUUAUUUGGCUGCAUAGCUGUCAGAAUUUGACAUAUUAUCAACAAGAAAUGCAUAUGCAUAGAUUCUAAUGUAAUUGGUUGCAGUGAAUCAAAACAGAUCUGGCACUUAAAGUGAGCCUGGCAUCUAAACAAUUUUGGAGACAGGUUUAUAGAGCAUUAAAAAAACUGUACUGUGGUACCAGCAGAAUUACUAGCAAAUGUAUAGAGUGGAUAAAACCAGUUUAAACUGGCUCCUCAAACGCAAAUAUGUGUAUUUCAUAUAAACCCUCUCUGGACUGGAUAGAAAUUAAUUUGCAUCUUAGGCCUCCCCCAUAUUUUCAGUUAGGUGACAAAACUGCCACCCAUCUCAUGUCUGACUUCUUCUAAAUUUUCAACAAAUUCUGCUAUUACAGUGAAGAUGUGUGUAUGUACGGAUAUAUGUGGAGGGACAGGCGGAGAGAGAGAGAGAGAGAGAGACUGAGAGAAAAAUGUGUAUAUAUAAAAUGAUGGCAAAGGACACACUGUACUUAGUAUAUGUAUUAAUAAUGUUUAUUAAAGGUUUUCUAACCUGUGGUCAACAUUGUUUAUACCAUAGUUUGAGUUAAUGCUCAGAGUACAGGAUUCCAAAAGGCAUAUUAUAAAUACAAUUAAACAUAGUAUUCAGUUUUGGGAGUGUGGUGAAUUUGAGGCCUAUUAAGAUAUUGCAGGAUAUGUACACUGUAGGCACCCAGACCACUUUAGCUCAUUGAAGUGCUCUGGUGACCAUUUUGAACUGCCGAGCAUGCGCAUUACAGUUUUGUAUUCCUGGCACUGCAGUAUCCCUUUAAGCAACUACAUGUAGAAAAAAAUGAUAAUUUCCUGCCAGAUUAACCCUUAAAGGCAUAAUGACUAUCGAUGACACACUUACAUUCUGUUACUUAAAGAUAUUAUACCAGCACACAGUGUGCUACUUAUUUAAUAUAGGGAUAAAUAUAAUACAGCUCUGAAAGACUAUUUAAUAUUUUAGUAGAUACUCGAAGGGCUAGAUUGUUAUGAUAUAGGCCAACAUUGAUCUGUAAUUAAUUGCUGUUGUUUUUAUGUUGUUUUUUUUCUUCUUCUUUUUCUGUUACACCAAGUGUCUAGAACCAGACCUUUACUUUUUUACAUCAGCAUACAGCAAUCCUCAUAAUUCUAGAUAGAUGGUGUUUCUACUUUUGUCUUAUGCAUUGUAGGUCAAGCUGCAAUGCUUCAGCUAAGACUAUAAAUCUUAAUAUUCUGUGUCUAAAAGGUGAUUCAGUUGCUAUUUCACGUUGCAGCUCAGCCAGACCUGUUCCUGUACAUCAGCUGCUUCUAAAAUGCAGCAACAAAUGAAUUUAUCUCAACAAUUAAGUGUAUUAAUAAUAAUGUUCUAUGCCACUUUAGAUGGUUAUUUAUUUAGCGAAAGUCAAAUGUUAUGCACCAUAAAAGAAGUAUGAUUAAGUGUGACAGAUUUCACAUUCAUAACGUUCACAAUAUGACUUUUUAAAAGGACAUUGAAAGUACCAUAGCCACUACAGCUUAUUAUAGUGGCUAUGUAUCUUAGUCUUGUUUUCUGGCUCUCCCAUGCACCAAAUUGGAAAUCUUUCUUUCAAAUGGGCGCCUCCUUCUUAGCUAGGUGUCAUUCAUUGUCACAAGUUCUGCUCUUGGUACCUGACGGUAUACAGAGAAAAUGAGGAAUGUAAGAUUAUUUAAUUUUUUAUCUUCAUUUGCCAUGUUUGCCCUGUCUUUAACUUUUCUGAACUGGAUUAUGAUGUAAUUUGCUAAAUAUUUACUAUAAUUUUAAAAGAAAAUGCAGCAUCUCA
Molecule: messenger RNA, 4474 nt
Organism: Pelobates fuscus (common spadefoot toad)
Lineage: Eukaryota; Metazoa; Chordata; Amphibia; Anura; Pelobatidae
Gene: RASGEF1B
Product: RasGEF domain family member 1B
Exons: 14
Coding region: 333-1754 (473 amino acids)
Biological process (GO): Ras protein signal transduction; positive regulation of GTPase activity
Cellular component (GO): plasma membrane
Molecular function (GO): guanyl-nucleotide exchange factor activity
Source: RefSeq, a predicted model, not a curated record